ACUGGCACACCAAAGAUGGUGGGUGCCGACUGUGGCAUUACGGACGUUGGGUCGGAUUUCUCGUCGAGGACGUCCAGUCCCGAGUCGGAAGACUCGUUUACGACCGAGUCAUGGAAUAAAGCUAGGAAUAGUACAGAGUGCGUCAAGAAAAUUAUCGUAUUUCCUCCAGAAAUCUGGCAAUAUAUCAUUGCAUGCGCAGACACUUCGACACUAGCUAACGUCGCUCGGGUCAAUUCAGUCGCUCACGGGAUGGCGAUGAAGUUAUUGUACAAUUCGGUGUCGCUGCCCAAGAUGUCGGACUCGUCAAAACUCCUCAAGACAUUGUGUUCUGCCACAUCUCGGGACUUUUUGGGCUACGUUCGUGCGCUCGACAUCCCCAUCAACGACAAAAAUUCGCCUUCCAUCAAUCAAGUACUCAAAUCCCUGCACUCGUUGUCCAUUCUGAAGCUAAAGGUCAUCGGCCAAGUCGCCUGGCCGUUCAAAGAUACUCGAUUGAACUUGAUUCAAUUUCAUUGGGAGGUUUUACAAGACAAGGUCGUUCCGACGGGUGGUUUGGAGCAUGGCGGAGGAAGCCAAGGAUUGAGUACCUGGCUGCAAACUCAACCCAAUAUAAUGAAGCUCAAGCUCGUCACACAUGAACGAAUAUCGGUUCCUUCGUCGUCUCUGAGAAACCUAGUGAGAGCAUCAGGCCGUCCUGUAAAUACAGUUCAAGUCACGCCCCGCACAAGAGAUGCAACGGCGGGCAUGAAGUCCCUAGCCUUGUCUACCGGACCACUCAAGCAUCUGAAAAUU
Molecule: messenger RNA, 792 nt
Organism: Acaulospora colombiana
Lineage: Eukaryota; Fungi; Glomeromycota; Glomeromycetes; Diversisporales; Acaulosporaceae
Source: the annotation of a GenBank genome assembly